Messenger RNA from Andrographis paniculata, 1640 nucleotides. RefSeq lists its product as uncharacterized. The record is from RefSeq and is a predicted model, not a curated record. The coding region runs from base 164 to 937 and encodes 257 amino acids. The transcript is spliced from 3 exons. Lineage: Eukaryota; Viridiplantae; Streptophyta; Magnoliopsida; Lamiales; Acanthaceae.
CCUUGUUUAUAGCCGCAACGAAUCUGUAAUCUUCUCUAACGCAAAAAUCUCCAACAAUUCCGUCGAAAUAAAGUUCAAUUCUUUCUCUCUUCCGUAAAUUUUCUCUGAAAUUGAGCCCUCCAAUCGUUGUAUUACACGAACGGUGAUUCCUGCUGUUGAUUGGAUGCAUAUUCAAUCAGAUCUGCCAACGCCAAUGCAAAACAAUGGUGUUAGCGGCGGCGACGUGAAACCUGAAGACGUGAUUGUGAAGCUCAAGGAUGACGGCGAUUUCGAUCGUCUUCGUCUCAAAAUCAUUCGAAAGCUGAAGGACAAUGAAGAGUUGCGAAGCAAUAUCAUAGCAAUGGUAAAACAAUCGGUAGCACUUAACCGUCCUGGUGCUGAAAAUAUGAAACCACGACAACUUUCUGAUGCAAUACAUCAAGAAAUUGGUGAUAAACUCAUGAGCCAAGUUUCUGAUGGUUUGUGGAAUAUAAUAAGAUCACCUGAUGGCAUGAAAUCUGAAAUUACAGAAACUGUAGAAGCAGUUUAUGAUAGAUUAUCAAACCCUCGAGGAAAAGAAAAUGGUGAAUCAUCUUCACAUAAGGAUCCAUGCUCUGUUCAGAAUAAACAUGGAAAUAAUGGUAAUGCUACUGGUGUUAAUGAAACUGAUAGCACACUGUCAGAUGGAGACCAGAGUGAACCACCAGGAUUUGGUUUAACUGAUGCACGCCGGAGAAGCAAGAGGGCCAAAACAGUACAAUCAAAUAAUAUUAGGAUGCCUAAACCUAAUAUUGAACAACGAGAAGGAAACCAGGGAUGUAACAGACCUUCAGAGGCAUUGCCCAAGCCUGACAAUUUGGAUGAUGAUGCUCCACCUGGAUUUUCUUCCAUGCUCAAGCAUAAAACUUCAGGAGAAGUUAGUGAUGAAGAUCCGGAUGUGCCUCCUGGAUUUGGUUGACUCAACAUACAGCUCUAAGGUUUUGUACUAUGAAGUGCUAUUGACCUGAGCAAAAUAGGGCAAGAUUUGAUUGGUGUACCCGAAUGAAUUUUGAAUCUAAAGGCCUUUACAAGCCAUGGUGCCUGGACUAGUUUUCCAUUUAUACAAUGAUCAAAGGUCAGAGGACAGAACUGAGGAAUUAUCAUUUACUUCUUACUGUUUUACAUUUUUUAAAAUAUUAAUGGGGAAUCCCAAUGUGCUAUUUAGAUACAUAUUCAUUAUUUAACCAUGCCACUUCUAGUUGGUCUUAAAUUUGAGACGCUUGAAUUUUUUCCAUGUAAUAACAUUGUAAAUCUUAUUGAGGUCUUUUUGUGAGUAUAUACACACACACUGAGUUUCUUGUUUUAGUUAUCUUAAGCAUUCAUUAGAUAUUCUUGAUACUUGUUCCAUAUUUUGAGUUCUUUUUCAUGAUUGGGUUUUGAUUGUUUGCAUGACAUGACAAGUUUUUUAGGAAAAUAUAAACAAAGAGGAGCCGAGCCUAUAGUAACCCACCCACCAGAUUGAUGACACUUUCUUAAUUUUUAUCAGCCCAUGUUAGUAUGAUGUUGAAUUGUACAGGAAACAUGAACUUGCAUUCCGAAAUGCAAUUAGAUUUUGGAUGUGUUGCCUGAUACAACCUUUGUGGUAUCUUAAUGCAUUCAUUGUAAUUUCUAACACCCCAUAU